CCUCACCUGGGCCGGGGUGCUCGGCCGCGGAAAACGAAAGUAACUCUGGGGUUGACGCUACGCCUUCAGGACUGUAUUAAGAAAGAUGCCUAAGGUAACAACUUACAAACUAGGCAUGGUACCACUACUUAUUAAUUCAUGAUAUGUUGAUACCACCUGAAGAAUCUGGGAAUUGAAUCAAAAAUAUGGUAGCUUCCCACACUUUGGACAGUAUUCUGCCAGGGCACAGCACUAAGCAAGAACCAAAAGUGUUACAUUAAGCAUUCAAAAUGGAACCAGACAUGUCCUUGGACAACAUCAAGAUGGCAUCUAGUGACCUGCUGGAGAGGAAAGAUCUAGACAGUGGAGGCUUUGGGAAGGUGUCCUUGUGUUUCCACAGAACUCAUGGAUUUGUUAUCCUGAAAAAGGUGUACACAGGGCCCAACCGUGCUGAAUACAAUGAGGCCCUCUUGGAGGAGGGGAAGAUGAUGCACAGACUGAGACACAGUCGAGUGGUGAAGCUGUUGGGCAUCAUCAUAGAAGACGGGAAUUACUCGCUGGUGAUGGAGUUCAUGGAGAAGGGCAACCUGAUGCAUGUGCUGAAGGCCGAGAUCGGUGUCCCACUCUCUGUAAAAGGGAGGAUAAUUGUGGAGAUCAUCGAAGGAAUGUGCUACUUACACGGCAAAGGUGUUAUACACAAGGACCUGAAGCCUGAAAAUAUUCUUGUUGACCAUGACUUUCACAUCAAGAUAGCUGAUCUUGGUGUGGCUUCCUUUAAGACUUGGAGCAAACUGACUAAAGAGGAGCACAACAAGCAGAGGGAAGUGAACAGCAUGGCCAAGAAGAAUGGAGGCACCCUCUACUACAUGGCGCCCGAACACCUGAAUGACAUCAAUGCAAAGGCCACAGAGAAGUCAGAUGUGUACAGUUUUGGCAUUGUACUUUGGGCAAUAUUUGCAAAUAAGGAGCCCUAUGAGAAUGCCAUCAGUCCUGAGCAGCUCUUGAUCUGCAUAAAGUCUGGGAACAGGCCAAAUGUGGAGGACAUCAUUGAGCACUGCCCACGGGAGAUCAUCAGCCUUAUGGAGCGGUGUUGGCAAGCAGUCCCCGAAGACCGGCCAACAUUUCCUGGCAUUGAAGAAGAAUUUAGGCCUUUUUACUUAAGUCAGUUUGAAGAAUAUGUAGAAGAGGAUGUGGCAAGUUUAAAGAAAGAGUAUCCAGAUCAAAGUGCAGUUUUGAAGAGAAUGUAUUCUCUCCAGAAUGACUGUGUACCCUUGCCUCCAAGCAGAUCAAAUUCAGAACAGCCUGGUUCGCUGCACAGCUCCCAGGGACUCCAGAUGGGACCUGUGGAGGAGUCCUGGUUUUUUUCCUCUCCAGAACAACCACAGGAAGAGAAUGAGUGCAGUGUACAGGCUAAACUCCAAGAGGAAGCCGGUUACCAUGCUUUUGGAAGAUUCCCAGAGAAACAGGCAAAACCGCAGCCAAAGCAGAAAGUGGCUUAUAGCAGAGAGGAGGAAAGGAAACGAAGGGUUUCCCAUGACCCCUUUGCACAGCAGAGACCUCAUGAGAAUGUUCAGAGGGGAGCGGCCAGAGGUCUUUCUGAUCCCGGCCCACCCUGUUAUGGAAAUGCAGCACACCAGCUGUCAGGGCCAGCCAGCCACACACGAGUGCCAUUCUGGAACAGCGGAGUAUAUAAUCAUGGGUUUAGACCUACAAGUGCAGGAGCUUUGUUUGGGCCAAAUACAAACCAAAUGUAUAAUACUUUUAAAACUCCGGUACCUGAGACCAACCUACCAGGAAGCACACCUACCAUUCCGUUCAUCUCCUUGCCAGUAACAGAUGAGUCCAUAAGAUAUACUAUAAGCAAUAGUUCUGGUGUUCAAAUUGGAAACUACAAUUAUAUGGAUCUUGGCCCGAGUUCACAACUACCAGACAACAUGUGCAAAGAAGAAUCAGUUUCCAAAUACCAUGCCAUCUUCGAUAACACCAGUAGUCUGACUGAUAAACACCUGAACCCUGUCAGGGAAAACCUGGGACGGCAGUGGAAAAACUGUGCCCGCAAGCUAGGCUUCACGGACUCUCAGAUCGAUGAAAUUGACCACGACUAUGAACGAGACGGGCUGAAAGAAAAGGUUUACCAGAUGCUCCAGAAGUGGCUGAUGCGGGAAGGCACCAGGGGGGCCACAGUGGGAAAGUUGGCCUGGGCACUUCACCAGUGUUGCAGGAUAGACCUGCUGAACCACUUGAUACAGGCCAGCCAGAGCUAGGCCUGGGCCAGCCGUGGCAGUGGGAACUAGACUGUUUGCCUGGUGCACAAGCCCCUUUGCCCCGUGCCCUCAGAACUCUUUCUUGGUACAAGCCCUGGAUCCAUGCACCUGUUGUACAUUUUGGAACUGGAUAAGGGAAAGAAGUCUAAAGCCCACGGUGGUUCUUCAGGAAGUACAGGCAUGAAGACUGUUGAAUGGCCCAGAAUGAAGCGGGGUGGGGGGUGUUAAAAAGAAUAACCUAUUGGAUUUUAAAAAGGAGAGAAGAGCUGUUGGAGGAGAGAGAUGGGCUUCGCUCAGCUUGUGCCAUAGUCUUCAACUGGGCUAUUUACUCAGUUUCCUAUGGUUAUAUUUGGGUGAGGGAGGAAAAAACAUUCAAAGAAUGUAAAACCCACUAACUUCUUCCUUCGUGCACUAGUGCAGUAAAGUUCUGCCCAGAUAGGUACCUUAGAUGACAGUCAUGGCCCUUUCUAAAACUAUAGGAUCUGCUAACUUUAGCAUCCAAUGCUGUGCUGUCACCUGAAGCUUUAAGAAUCAUGUGCAAUUCUAGUGUAUAUAAGUUAAAGAGGAAAUGUUAAGGAGGAUUAAGGAGGAGGAAAAACUGCAGGACAGAGGGAGAUCACCACUUUCCAGCACUCACCACUGAGAACUGCUGAUUGCAACUACUGUAAAUACUAGUGUGAAAUUUUACAUCUUCUCGUACCAUUCUGGUGCUCCAUGCCGUUCUCCAGUCUGUGCACCCCUCAGAGGGAGCUGGUGUGCAGGAAAUGCUCAUCAGGAAAUGCAGUCUCUUCCUCCCUGAAUAUGGCCAGAACCUCAGCACUGCUCACUGUAGAACUGUUUCCUGAGUUUACCCAGAAAAAUGUACUGAAAAUAUUUCUUCUGUGUGCCAUGAAUUAAAAAGGGACAGCUUCAGAGUUCAGUCUUCGUGCCCUUAGCAAGCCCACGUGCAACCCAGGAGCGAGUGGAAGAACUGGAAAACUAAGGCUGCCUGGGCCAACUACAGUCACUGCUGGCACUUUCCGUUCAGAGGCUACGCAGCGACAGGCGUCUGACUGUUAGAAAAGAUUCCGGUGUCUGGUUGACAACAGUGGGUUAGGAUCCUGAAUCUCCUGCAGCCUCAGAAGAUACGUGGCUCUCCUGGAGUGAGCUGCAAAGCAGCUUUGUCCUUGUUGGCAUUUUGGCACUAGUUGGCACUUCAUCCUCCACUGUUGACCUAUCUUGUACUAUGUAGAAUAUUUAGAAACAUUCCUGGCCUCCUCCAUCUACAGGAUGCCAAUAGUACAAGUCAACUUCACCCACCAAUGUGACAAAAAUGUCUCUAGACAUGGCUACAUAUUUCUUGGAGGGACCCUGCUGUAACUUUAUAUGCCUCAGUUCUCCUGUCACACAUGCUGGGUUCAUGCCUUAACUGCAUAGAGUAUGCACAUUGGAAGGGAAUUGGAGCAGAGAAGGUUCCAGGCUUUCCUGGAGGAACCUGGAUAGUCUUUAAAUGCUUUCCUCUUAACCUCUGUUCCAAUGCUGUUUUAAGAAGACAGGAUUAGAAAGUAUUUUUAAUGGAGUUGUGGGGGAAAAUGGCAAAGGAAGCCAGAGCUGGUUUUGGAAUUGCAGUAUCAAUCAGGGUCCUAGUGUUAAAAUCAUGUCUAUUAAGUGUUCUGUAAGGGAAGAAUUGUGGGUCCAUUGCAGAAGAUAGGUACUUCAGAUCUAGGCCCAGAUUGUGACCACAGACUUCCAGGCCUUUU
Messenger RNA from Microtus ochrogaster (prairie vole), 3982 nucleotides. It is a transcript of the gene Ripk1, whose product is annotated as receptor interacting serine/threonine kinase 1. Gene Ontology annotation, biological process: protein phosphorylation; signal transduction. The record is from RefSeq and is a predicted model, not a curated record. Gene Ontology annotation, molecular function: JUN kinase kinase kinase activity; protein binding; ATP binding. Lineage: Eukaryota; Metazoa; Chordata; Mammalia; Rodentia; Cricetidae.